CCAUAGCAAGUUCACUCCAUCCCCGACUGUACAACCAGCAGCAGCAUUCAAUUCUCCAUCCUUCAAUUAUGGCUUACUCAGCCAAUAAUUUUACCCUCUUCCUUCUCAUUUCCCUCUUAUCCACGUUUCAUUCUCAUGCAAGAGACAGCCAACUCUUUAACAAAGUUCCUAGCACCACCACCACCACCAAUGUCCCAUACAAAGAAGACCCUCUAAGCAGCCAAGAGCAGGAACCAAAUUUUCUUCCACAAAAUGAAAAUGGCUAUGGCCUUUAUGGUCACGAGUCCGGCCAACUCCCGCCUUCCACCACCAUCACCACCACCGCUACAAUGAUUCCAUACAAUACUAAAUCAGAAAGACCCCUUAACAAGUAUCUCCCUGAAAACUACAACCCUGUGGCCUAUGUGACAGAAUCACAAGACAAAAAUAACGGCAAAGGUUUCACAGAAGAAAGUUACAGCACCAGAACUAACAACGACAACAACAACUACUAUAAUGGUGUCGAUAGUUUCAAUGAGCGGCCAGAGCCGAAAGGCACCAGGUUCAACGGUGGCGGAAGUUACUCCACCACUCUAAACAACCGUGAGAAUUAUUAUAACAACGGCGGCAGACCUAACUUCGAACCUCAAGGAUUGAGUGACACAAGAUCAAUGGAGAAUGGGAAAUACUUUUAUGAUGUCAACAGUGGAAAAUAUAGCAGCGACCACCCAUAUGAGAGCUUGAAAGGAGUUCGUACAAGGAAUGAGUACAACAACAAGAAUUAUUAUGGGAACAAAGAGAAUUCAUACGAGUAUAAUGACAAGUACUCCACGGAAGGACAGUAUCGAGAUGAGUUCCAAGAUGAAGCGGAUAUGCCUUGAAAUUUGAGAGAGCAAAACUGAAAAUGAAUUUCUCAAUCAUCAAUGGUGGUUUUCAAUGUGAAAUUUAUGGAUAAUAAUUAUUAAUAGAGCAAAAGUAUAAGUGCAGAUUUUUAUUUAUGUGUUUUUUAUAUACUUCUGUUUCGAAAAAUUGGAAUAUGAGCUUAUGAUUUUGUAUCGUGUAUUCGUGUGAUAUACAAUUGAAUAAAUUAUGUGUUAA
Molecule: messenger RNA, 1077 nt
Organism: Olea europaea var. sylvestris
Lineage: Eukaryota; Viridiplantae; Streptophyta; Magnoliopsida; Lamiales; Oleaceae
Product: protein E6-like
Exons: 1
Coding region: 69-860 (263 amino acids)
Source: RefSeq, a predicted model, not a curated record